This is a messenger RNA of Hevea brasiliensis (rubber tree), 2326 nucleotides long. Its product is annotated as probable galacturonosyltransferase 15. Lineage: Eukaryota; Viridiplantae; Streptophyta; Magnoliopsida; Malpighiales; Euphorbiaceae. The transcript is spliced from 7 exons. Gene Ontology annotation, molecular function: polygalacturonate 4-alpha-galacturonosyltransferase activity. The record is from RefSeq and is a predicted model, not a curated record. The coding region runs from base 367 to 1959 and encodes 530 amino acids.
GCACCCAUUAAUUCUCUCACUAAUUUUUUUUUUUUUAAUUUCUAAAAAAAAAUUACUACAAAAGAAAAACUAUAAGAAGGGGAAAAAGAACACAAGGCGUUUUUGUUUCUUUUGUCAAGUAGCCGAUACAGAAGGCUCAUCCCAUUGAGUCUCUUAAAAGCGAUUUUGUACUCACUCACUCAACUCCACAGAGAUCAAACUCGUGACCAAAAGUGGAAAUGGUCUGUGUGUGUCAGUGGUGCUGAAGAAGCUAGAUCUCUUUGUAUCCACGCAGCAGCGUAGAGUGAGAAGCGGAAAGGGAUUGGAAUUUGACAUGGAAUUAGAGAGAAAGGGCGAUAAAGCUCAGGAAACUGCCAGGAAAUCAUUAUGAAGUUUUAUAUUUCGACAGCGGGGAUUAAGAGAGUGACGAUAUCGAACUCCGGCAGCAGCGGGGGAAAGGGAUCUAAGGUGGCUGCGUGUCGGAGGCUUUCUAGCCGGACAGUGCUGCCGGUGGUGCUGCUGCUUGGGAUCCUUUUGCCCUUCCUUUUUGUUAGAAUUGCGUUUUUGGUCCUCGAAUCUGCCACUGCUUGCAGUCCCACCUUUGACUGUACGGGAUGGAGGUUUUUCGGCGGGAGGGACACAUCUCUGAAGCUGAGAGAAGAGCUGACAAGAGCAUUGUUGGAGGCAAAGGAGGGUGGCAUAUAUGAUAAUGGAAUGGACGAUUCAACAGAAUCAUUCAACGACCUUGUGAAGGAAAUGACGUCUAAACGACCAGACAUUAAGGCUUUUGCUCUCAAGACCAAGGCCAUGCUGUCUAAAAUGGAGCGCAAGGUGCAGUUAGCCAGACAGCGUGAGUCAAUUUUCUGGCAUUUAGCUUCACAUGGCAUUCCAAAGACCCUACAUUGCCUUUGCCUCAAAUUGGCUGAGGAAUAUGCUGUAAAUGCCAUAGCCCGAUCUCGUUUACCCCAACCUGAAUAUGUGUCUCGCCUGGCAGAUCCAUCCUUUCAUCAUGUUGUUCUCAUAACUGAUAAUGUUCUUGCUGCCUCUGUUGUCAUCUCUUCUACAGUCCAAAACUCAGUCAGCCCUGAAAAAUUGGUGUUUCAUGUAAUCACUGACAAGAAAACAUACACCCCAAUGCAUGCUUGGUUUGCUAUCAAUCCUAUUAAAUCAGCGGUUGUGGAAAUUAAGGGAUUGCACCAAUAUGACUGGACAAAGGAAGUAAAUAUUGGCAUUAAAGAGAUGUUAGAGAUUCAUCGUCUUAUUUGGAGCCACUACUACACCAAUAUGAAAGAAGAUAACUUUCUACUCGACGAAGAGCGCAUGAGAAGUUUGGAGGCUUUAAGUCCCACGUCUCUUUCCCUGUUGAAUCAUCUCCGAAUUUAUAUUCCUGAGCUGUUUCCAGAUCUCAACAAGAUAGUUUUCUUGGAUGAUGAUGUAGUAGUGCAACAUGACAUAUCAUCUUUGUGGGAAUUGGAUCUCAACAAGAAAGUUGUUGGUGCUGUUGUUGACUCAUGGUGCGGUGAAAACUGCUGCCCAGGACGAAGAUAUAAAGAUUUUUUGAAUUUUUCUCACCCAAUAAUUUCAUCUAAUUUUGAUCCUGAACGUUGUGCCUGGCUUUAUGGCAUGAAUGUCUUUGAUCUUAACACUUGGAGGAGAGCCAAUGUCACAACAAAUUACCAUAAAUGGUUGAAACAUAGUCUAAAAUCUGGACUGGAAUUAUGGCAACCAGGGGUGUUUCCACCGGCAUUACUUGCUUUUGAUGGUCAAGUGCACCCUAUUGAUCCCACAUGGCAUCUGGCUGGUCUAGGCUAUAGACCUCCCGAAGGUCGCAGAGAGAUGCUGGAAGCUGCUGCUGUUUUACAUUUUAGUGGCCCUGCAAAGCCCUGGCUAGAGAUAGGGCUCCCAGAGGUACAAAACUUAUGGAAUAGACAUGUAAAUCUUUCAAACAAGAUUAUUAGGAAAUGUAGAAUUAGCGGGUGAGGAGGACGAAGUUCUCUCACUCUCACAUAUUCUUCUUGAAAUCAAACCAAUGACAUAGUAUGACCAGAGGGAAGAAGGUUUUGCCUUCAGUCUCUGCUCACACUGAGCUCUCCACAAUAUGAUAUUUGGUUAUUUCUUGUCCAUAAUACAAAAUAGUUGAAGGUAUGAUGCAGUACACAAUAGGACAGGAUCUUCGAUCUCGAAGAGAUGUAGCUUUGUUAACAAAUAUUUGUAUAUUAAGUUUAGCUGAGAAAUUGAAAUUAGUUAAAACAAUUGCAGAUUUUAUUAUUAUUAUUAUUUUGUGUAAUAAUGUGCAAAUAUUAGCCACUGUGACAGGUAAAAAUAGUGUUAUGCUUCUCUUAUGAGA